Molecule: messenger RNA, 4904 nt
Organism: Girardinichthys multiradiatus
Lineage: Eukaryota; Metazoa; Chordata; Actinopteri; Cyprinodontiformes; Goodeidae
Gene: dvl1a
Product: dishevelled segment polarity protein 1a
Exons: 15
Coding region: 286-2448 (720 amino acids)
Biological process (GO): intracellular signal transduction; canonical Wnt signaling pathway
Cellular component (GO): cytosol
Molecular function (GO): frizzled binding
Source: RefSeq, a predicted model, not a curated record
GCAAGGAUGUGGACUGUCCCUUCCUGUUUUAGUGCCGAGAGAGCCACCGUAGCGCCUCAGACAGUAGCAGGAAUACGGACACCCAGAACGCGAUUAUGUCCGGAUUUUCGCCGCGUUUGUCGGGCACACGGAGUCGCACUACGCGCCGCGGGCUGCACGGCUUUCGCUGUUAGGGAACGCUGUAAUGCUGUUCUCCGGGUAGUUGGUAACAUAGCAGGCCUGUUAAUUGCGCUGCCAACCCUUGUUCCUUUCCUGUGUCAAUGAUUGUCCUCCUCUCAGUCUCUCAUGGCGGAGACUAAAAUAAUAUAUCACAUAGACGAGGAGGAGACUCCUUACCUGGUCAAGCUGUCCGUUCCUCCGGAGAAAGUCACUUUAGCGGAUUUUAAAAAUGUCCUCAACAACCGACCCGUUAAUAGCUACAAAUUCUUCUUCAAAUCCAUGGAUCAGGAUUUUGGGGUUGUCAAAGAAGAGAUUUCCGAUGACAACGCCAAGCUGCCGUGUUUCAACGGGCGGGUAGUGUCUUGGCUGGUCCUGGCAGAGAGUGCACACUCUGAUGGAGGGUCUCAGUGCACAGAGAGCCAUCCAGAGCUCCCCCCUCCCCUCGAAAGAACAGGGGGCAUUGGAGACUCCCGACCCCCCUCCUUCCAUGCCAACGCAGUGAGCAGCCGUGACGGCCUGGACACAGAGACGGGCACAGAGUCUCUGCUGAGCCACCGCAGAGAGCGUGAGAGAGAGCGUGCACGAAGGAGAGCUCGAGAGACUGAGCUCCCUCGCAUCAAUGGUCACUCUAAAUCUGAGCGGACAGCCAGGGACUCGGCCAUGGGUUACGACAGCGCCUCAGUAAUGAGCAGCGAGCUGGAGUCCAGCUCGUUUGUUGACAGUGAGGAGGAUGAGGAUGCCAGCAGGCUCAGUAGCUCCACAGAACAAAGUUCUUCUUCACAGCUCAUGCGCAGACACAAGCGGCGCAGACGGAGGCACAAAAUGGCCAAGAUUGAUCGGUCUUCAUCCUUCAGCAGUAUCACAGACUCCACCAUGAGCCUCAACAUCAUCACGGUCACACUUAACAUGGAGAAAUACAACUUUCUGGGCAUCAGUAUUGUAGGUCAGAGUAAUGACCGAGGAGACGGUGGCAUUUACAUUGGCUCCAUCAUGAAGGGAGGAGCUGUGGCUGCUGAUGGCAGGAUAGAGCCAGGAGACAUGCUUUUACAGGUGAAUGAUGUGAAUUUUGAGAACAUGAGCAACGAUGACGCUGUGAGGAUCCUAAGAGAGAUAGUUUCUAAGACUGGCCCUAUUAGUCUUACGGUUGCCAAGUGUUGGGAUCCAUCUCCACGAAGUUACUUCACCAUCCCUCGUGCGGAACCAGUGAGGCCCAUCGACCCUGCAGCCUGGAUUUCUCACACCACAGCCCUGACGGGACCUUAUCCACAUUACGAAUUUGAUGACCUGCCUCUGUCUGUUGGUAAAACAGACAUGGCAACCAUUGUGAAGGUGAUGCAGCUUCCUGACUCCGGCCUGGAGAUACGGGACAGGAUGUGGCUGAAGAUCACUAUCGCCAAUGCCGUCAUAGGUGCCGAUGUGGUGGACUGGCUUUACUCCAGAGUGGAGGGGUUCAAAGAUCGACGAGAUGCAAGGAAGUACGCAAGCAGUCUGCUGAAACAUGGCUACCUGAGACACACAGUCAACAAAAUCACCUUCUCUGAACAGUGCUACUACACAUUUGGGGACCUCUGCCAAAACAUGGCGUCACUCAAUUUGAAUGAGGGAUCCAGUGGUGGAGGCUCCGAGCAGGACACUUUGGCACCGCUACCUCCGACCACCAACCCCUGGCCUCUAGGCGGGCAGCCGUUCCCGUACCCUCCUUUUCCGUCUGCGCCUCCCUGCUUCCCACCGGGAUACUCUGACCCGUGCCACAGUUUCCACAGUGGGAGCGCCGGCAGCCAGCACAGUGAGGCAGGAAGUCGAAGCAGUGGAUCAAACCCCAGCGCAGGCAAAGACAGACGCUCCCCGCAGGACAAAGCUCAGAGGACGACGUGCUGUGAGUCCGAGCCAGGCCUCCGUGGUGGUAGGCGAGGCGACAGGUCUGCCAGCCAGAUAAGCCAUCACAGCCACACCAGGUCAAGUCUCAGUCACAGCCACUCGCACAGGAGCCACUCGCUGUCCCAGAACAACCACUCCUUCAGCUACUGCCACACCCCAUUCACCCAGCCAGGGGCGGGCUCCUGCGCGCAGAGCGAGAGAAGCCACGCCUCCUCCUAUGGCCCCCCGGGCUUACCUCCCCCUUAUUGUCUAGCUCGCCAUGCCCCCAAAACCUCAAUGAGCAUUAACACGCCCCCAGGAGCCCCCCCUGGGAGAGAGCUAGCGACCGUUCCUCCUGAGCUCACCGCCAGCCGGCAGUCGUUCCAGCACGCCAUGGGCAACCCCUGUGAGUUCUUUGUGGACAUCAUGUGACAGAACAGUGCCUUCAAAACACAGUGAGCACAAAACAAUUCUCCCAGAACUCACUUGCGUCUUUUUCUUUUUUCUCCUCAGUCUUUUGAGCACCCCUAAGUUCAGAAUGUAGAUACUACCUGGCCCUCUCCGUAGUCCCCUGCCCUCCGAUGUCCACAGAAAGGAUCACAGGCUGUGUUAGCACAAAGGAAGGAUUCCUCUCACUCACAAGCACAGGUGCUCCACCUGAAACCGCCCACCCUUUUUUUUACAGACAUGUACAGUUUGUAAAACGUGAGUGCUGUUCGGUGUGGUGACGUCUUUGAAGCUGCCCUCCAGACAUUCUCGGGUAUAUCCCGGAUAUUAUCUGUUCUGCAAGACCUUUAACUAGACUGGAACUGGAUCUCAAUCCCCCAGACCCAGACUGAAAACUCUGGACUCAUAUCUCUACGUUGUCCACACCUCCUGCCCAAUAUCUCCACUGUUUCUGGGGUUUUGCCAGCAGCUUGCCUGAGCUCUUACUUGCCAACACUAACCUCGAUCUGUGUUUUUCCACAGCUUCAUGAGGAAGACCCCAUAGCCAGUUGCCAGUUUUAACAAGGCUGGGUAGUGCAUGUCGAACUGCUUUAAAGAAAUUUUAUAAAUUCAUUUUGUUUAAAGUAUCAACUAAACUAAAGGGAGGAGGUUCCUUCUUGCCAAUGUUCUAAAGGAUGAAUCCGUACACUGGAUGAUUUUGUGAUGUUAUUUAUGUGGUCAUGUUGCAUUGAUGAUGUUGUCACAGUUUGUCUCCUUCGGCUCCCUGACAGACAAUCAGACAUCACCAUUUGUGAGUUAGAGGCCAGUUUCUGCUCUCUCAGCUGUUCGCUGUCAGACAUACUGUAGUUAUAAAUAGUCUACACACCCCUGGUGAAGUGUCAGGUUUUUGAUAAACCAUUUUUAGAACUUUUUCCACCAUUAAUGUGAAAUAUUUCCUUUAAUAUCUAACUGAAAAACAAAUAAAUCUGCUGAAGGACAAAAUAUAGAAAAUAAAAAUUCUGUACCUUUGUACAGGGGUUUAUCAGUCAGGUGAAGAAAGACAGUCAUCGGUAGUUGAAGAAAAUAUCGAACAAAACUAAAACUGGAUAUUCCUCCAUAAUCGAUAAAAAAUAGACAGAAACAGGUCUGGGGGCUGCCACGAACCUGACAGUAACCCUAAAAAAGCUGUUGUACAUGUGACAACAGUCUCCUGUGUUCUAACAUGCCUGAUCUGAGAAGCAGUCCUGAAAGAUAUUAGUGUUUUAUUCAAUGAAACAUCAAAACCUUUAUAAAAUCUCCCUACAUCUUGUGGAACUAUGUGAUAUGAUCUGAUGAAACCAAACUAUCUUUAGCCCUGAUUCCCAAAUGUAAUUUAACACCCCCUACCCACCAACCGGAAAUCAUAAACAGUUGUAAAAUACCAGACAGUUUUGACCCAAAACCUUCAGGUGCUAGAAAGCUGAAGAAGAUUUGUUUUUUUUUGCUUUGCCCUGGGCCCUAGCUUCACCUGAAGAAAGUUAAGGUGUUGGAAAGCCCGAGCCAGAACUAAAUCUGACAGAAAAUCGGUGGGGUCACCUGAACAAGGGUGUGGACAGAUGUCCUCAUCGUUUGAGAGAUUGGGAGAACUUUUGCAAGGAAGAGUGGUCAAAUAUUGUCCAGUGAAGAGGCAGCAUGCUGAUUCACUCCUACCAAAGAAGACUCAAUGCUGAAAUUAAGUCAAAAGAUGUAUGAGCAAAGUAUUAGAUUCAGGGUGUGCACAAUUAUGCAGGCUGCUGAGCUUUUCAGUUUCAAUUGUGAAGGAAACACGUUACAUUAAAGGUAGAAAUAUCUCUGAAAACAUUCAUCAUGUUGUUUUUUAAUAUCACAAAAAUCUGGCAUUUUACCAGAUGUGUGUAUACUUUUUAUACCCACUGUAUCAUUAUUCCCAUCAGGUGAGGUGACUGAACAAUGGUAACACUUAGAUUUAAGCACAGUAACAUCAGCAGAAAUGUGGGCACAACUAACAGACUCAAGAGUGUCGAUCCAGUUUGUUGUCGCAGCAACUGUCAGCAUAGUAAAAAGUUAUUGGGUCAGAAGCCAAGGCCUCACAAGGUGCGGUGGAACUUUCUUUUUUAUGUCAGAGCUGUGUAUGUUGCCAAUUUAUUUUUUGGUUUGUUUGUUAUUAUCAUUUUCUUCUCAUUUCACGUGAGUUUAAAGUAAGUUCAAGGGGAAUCCUGGCCAACAGAAUAACCACCCCCUGUUAAACAAUGGCAAACCCCUGUUGCAUCUACUUAAAGAAUAGCUACAACAGGGAAAUAACACUCUAGUUUUAUGAGCACUUUUCCAUUUUGUCUCUCCCUUUAAGUAUGAAAACACUGUUUGCAAUCAAAGUUUUCUCUUUAAUUUUGGUUCGUUACAAAAGAAGAAAAAAAUGUACAUAGAAAUUUAUUAUAUAUAAGAAUUAAAAAAUAUAUCUGUUCAAA